Molecule: messenger RNA, 429 nt
Organism: Anoplophora glabripennis (Asian longhorned beetle)
Lineage: Eukaryota; Metazoa; Arthropoda; Insecta; Coleoptera; Cerambycidae
Exons: 3
Coding region: 33-419 (128 amino acids)
Biological process (GO): cellular response to glucose starvation; cellular response to amino acid starvation; protein localization to lysosome
Cellular component (GO): KICSTOR complex
Source: RefSeq, a predicted model, not a curated record
CAGAGGUCUAUUUAACACAGGUCUGUUUCAGAAUGGUCACAUUUCAAAGAAGAAAUGAUGCUGCUUGUGUCAUUUUACUGUCCGAUAAUCAAGUCAAUUGUGAUAUAACAGGCUAUGAUAGUUUUCCAAUAAUUGUGUCCUAUCCCCCGCGUAGUCCACCACAACUUGAAAUGAUCCUUAAAAUGAUAUCAGAUACAGCAAACGAAUUAACAAUAGUGGAUAAAAUUAUUUACAAAUUUAGUUCACAGGAACAGUGCACCUAUAUUCUCACUACAGUGGAACCAAACAUAUAUUUAGUUAUCCUCUUUGAAAAUAAAAAGUCUGAAAAGGAUUCUUUCAUUAGUAAUUUUGUUAAUGAUUUAUGCAUGAAUUUAAGAUGCACCAAAGUUUUUAUGGGAUUGAGAAACACAAUAAAAUAACUAACUUUUA